AUGAAGCUUCCACCUAGGCAAGGCACAGGACUGUUGUACUUUCUCCUGACUUUGGCUUCUCUCUGCCUUUCCAUCCCACUGUGGAAGGACCGGGACUCCCUAAUGCAGGAGGAGAAAGCCCACCAGACAGGUGGCAAUUUGGUGCUGAGUAGACAGGAACAGCAGCUCAGCACAAAGCUUGUAAACCUCAAGGAGGAGGAGGUUGCAGCAGCCGUGGCUACGGGGCAGUUCCCUCCAAGCAUGCACUUCUUUCGGGCCAAAGGCCUCAUUGACGGGAGCACCGUGUUCCGCAUCUUGCGGCGCAUGCCCAAAGGUGCUGUCUUACACCUGCACGACUACGCCAUCCUGAGCGUGGACUGGCUGGUGUACAAUGCCACCUACCUCCCCAACUGCUACAUCUGCUUCACCAACACAGGCACCGUUCGAUUUCGCUUUUCCAAGCCUUACCCUCCUCAUCCAGUACCAGCCCAGUGUUCCCAGUGGGUUUUGCUGGAGACCUACCGUAAACAGCUGCGCAACGUGACCGAGUUUGAUAGCAGCUUGCUGAGAAACUUGACCCUGGUGACAGAGAACCCUGAGCUGGCCUACCCUUCUCAGGCUUUCAUCUGGAAAAGAUUUGAAGAAGUCUUUCUCAUUGUCUCUGGACUUAUCUGCUAUGCACCUGUGUUCAAGGCCUAUUUCUACCAGGGGCUGCUGGAGCUCUAUGAAGAUAAUGUACAGUAUGUUGAGAUAAGAGCCAUCCUGCCUACGGUGUAUGAACUGGAUGGCACCCAGCACAAUAAAUCAUGGUCUGUGGCAACAUAUCGAGAAGUGACCAGGCAGUUUGUAAAAGAGCAUCCUGACUUUCUUGGAGCCAAGAUUAUAUUUACAGCUCACAGGAUGCUGAAUGUUUCCCAGAUUAAAGAAGCCAUCGUCACUGCCAUGGCACUCAGAGCCCACUUCCCAGACACCGUGGCAGGCUUCGACUUGGUUGGUAACGAGGAUGAAGGUCAUUCUUUGUGGGACCUGAAGGAUGCCUUGACCAUCCCAUAUUCCCUUGGGGUCAACUUGCCAUACUUUUUCCAUGCCGGGGAGACUGACUGGCAGGGCACCUCUGUAGACAAUAAUGUGCUGGAUGCUUUGCUACUGAAUACCAGCCGGAUUGGCCAUGGACUUGCUCUCGUUAAACACCCAGUAGCCAAAAAAUUGUCUCUGAAGAGGGAUACUCCUGUGGAAGUCUGUCCCAUCUCCAACCAGGUUCUGCUACUGGUAGCUGACUUGAGAAGCCACCCCGCAGCUGCCCUCAUGGCUGAAGGGUACCCUAUUGUGAUCAGUCCUGAUGAUCCCCCUAUCUUUGGGGCAAAGGGAGUCUCCUAUGACUUCUAUCAGGUAUUCAUGGCCAUCGCAGGGAUGAAUGCUGACCUGAGGACCUUAAAACAACUUGCACUCAACUCCAUAAAAUACAGUGCCAUGCUACCGGAUGAGAAAGCCAAAGCCAGAGAGGUCUGGCAGAAAAAAUGGGACCAAUUUGUGGCUGACCUCUCUGAUAGCUUUUCAAGGGAGCUUUAGAGGGGAAGAGACUCAUCUCAGAAGGCAUUUGGCAAGCCAGAGCAAGCUGGGCUUAUUGCUAAGAGACUACUUCUUCUGUGUGACCUGAGCAAUUAAGUAAUCC
Chaetura pelagica (chimney swift) is the source of this 1651-nucleotide messenger RNA. RefSeq names its product cat eye syndrome chromosome region, candidate 1 (gene ADA2). NCBI's taxonomy places the organism in Eukaryota, Metazoa, Chordata, Aves, Apodiformes, Apodidae. Bases 1 to 1548 code for a protein of 515 amino acids. Gene Ontology annotation, molecular function: adenosine deaminase activity. The record is from RefSeq and is a predicted model, not a curated record. Gene Ontology annotation, biological process: adenosine catabolic process; inosine biosynthetic process. The transcript has 9 exons.